This is a messenger RNA of Paramisgurnus dabryanus, 5071 nucleotides long. Lineage: Eukaryota; Metazoa; Chordata; Actinopteri; Cypriniformes; Cobitidae. The record is from RefSeq and is a predicted model, not a curated record.
AGAAGAGUGACGCUGUGUUGUUCAUGUGGGUUUACGUGCGCUCUUUAAAACUAAAACAGCGAGCAGAGCAGAAAAAUAAAUCAACACACGCGCAUUGAUAACGAUGGAAGUGAAAGAGGAAACUCAGGAAUUGAAUGAAGUGGAGGAGAGGCAACAGGAACCUCAUGAUGUCAUAACUGAAUUUUCUUUUGAUUCCAGUCAACAUGGAAAGAGUUCACAAAAAGAACAGCAUAUUGAUGACAGGAGCAUUAACAAUAAAAUGAGACGUCACACGUGCCAAAAGUGUGGAAAGUGUUUGAAAUACGCUAAAAACUUUAAGAAACAUUUGGAAACUCAUACUGGAGAGACGCGGUUCAAAUGCCAUCAUUGUGAAGAGUGUUUUACACAUGCAAAUAAGUUAAAAAUACAUUUGAGAACUCACCCUGAAGAGUGGCCUUACAAAUGCCCUCAUUGUAAAAAGCGUUUUACAAACAUGGAUGACUUUAAGAAACAUUUGGAAACUCACACUGGAGAGAUGCCAUACAAAUGCCCUCAUUGUGAAAAGGGUUUUACACAUGCAAAUAACUAUAAGAGACAUUUGAUAACUCACACAGGAGAGAAACCAUACACCUGUCUUCAGUGUGGGAAGGGUUUUACACGGAAAGAGACCCUUAAGAUUCAUGAACUAAUUCACACUGGAGUUAUGCCUUACACCUGUCCUCAAUGUGGAAAGAGUUUUAAAGAGAAAGCUCAUCUUAAGAGUCACAUAACAUUACACACUGGAGUUAAGCCUUAUACCUGUCCUCAAUGUGGAAAGGGUUUCACGGAGAAAGCACAUCUUAAGAGUCACAUAACAUUACACACCAGUGACAGACCUUACACCUGUCCUCAGUGUGGAAAGGGUUUUUUAAUAAAAUUGAGACUAGAAAAUCACUUGAGAAUUCAUACAGGAGAGAAACCUUUCACAUGUACUUUGUGUGAAAAGAGUUUUAAAACUGCAUCAUAUCUCAAAGUCCACAUGCAUACUCACAAUGAAGAAAAAUCUUUUAACUGUGAUGACUGCGGGAAAACAUUUGGCUCAGCAUAUUUCCUAAAACGACACCAGAAAUAUCAUACCAGUGAAAAGCCCUACACGUGUUCUGUUUGUGGAAAGAGUUUUGGACUGUUGGAAUAUUUAAGAAAACACCAGAAAAUACAUACUGGUGAGAAAACUCACGUGUGCUCUGAGUGUGCAAAAACUUUUUUGACAUCCAGAGCCUUGACAAAGCACCAAAAAGUUCAUACAAGAGAAAAACCAUAAACAUGAGAUUUACAUUUAAGACACACGUGAGAGGUCAUCAUGUAGAGGAACCGUAUCACUGCCCUCAAUGUGGAGAAAGUUUCACCUUAUCGAUGGGCCUAAUGAAUCAUACAAAAUCAUGUUGCAGAAAGUAAUCACCAAACUUAUUAUCAGGUUCAAAAUUCUAAUGUAAAUAAUAGUAGUACUCCAGGCUGCAUUUUACAUCCAUUCAAUUCUUUCGCUGUUGAUUCCACACAUAUGAUUUACCUACAUAGGGGGAGCAAAGUUUUUUUAACAAUAUGCAAGUCUUGCAGAUAAGGAAAAUUAGUGAAACUGUUGUGGUUUUGAGUUUACUAAAUAAGCUCAGAAUAUUAUUCACACACCUGUCUAUAAGACAUUUAUUGAUUUUUUUUUUUUGUGAAAAUUGAGCUUCGUUAUGUUUUAGUGAUUGUGCGUAAAAUAUGAAUACAUUUAAUUUUGAGAGUACUAUUCAUUUUUAUUGUUGCUAAAUCACAUUGCAAUUGUAUUUGGUGGGGGGUAGGGAAUGUGAUUAUAUAUUUCGGUAAUGCUGUUUUUUUUUGUAGUUUGUAGUAUAGAAAUCAAAAUUCUGACCAUGGUAAGUGCGUGUUUUAUGGGUUUAUCUGUGUUUAUUAUUUUACAAACUAGAAUCAAGGGUUUUCUCAGGUUAAAGUGCCCAUAUUAUGACUGCUUUUCCAUAAGUUAAAUGGAUGUAUGAGUUCCAUAAAACAUGUUUCAGAAGUUGUUUGCUCAAAAUAGCUUGUAGGAAAAGAUUCUUGCCCUCUCUAGUAGCCUCUGUUUCAGUGCAUUUCAGAUUGUGCCGUUUUGAGGUGGUCAUUACAUACUUAUGAGCUGCUGCUCCUUUGGCCACGCCCCACUACUAAUGUCAUGUGCGCACGCGCAGUUCAGACCAUAUACUGUGUAUUUUAUAUAUUAUUAUUAAUAUUUAUAUAUUAUUAUAUAUUUUAUGUAUUAUGCCAACAGAUAAAUCAAGCAAAAAAGUAUCACUAAUAAGUACAAUCCAGGGGCUGGUUGCACCAGCUGGACGUGAAAAAGUUAGGUGUAAGCCCUACGUUGGCCUUAGCUACGGCCAACGUUGUAAAACAAUAUUUAUGCCUGUUGCACCAUCUUAAACUACGACCAGUCGCAGCUACGCUAGGCGUAGACGAUGCGCGUCCUCGCGUAUGCGUUUAACCACAGUAAUAUUGAGAAGCCAUUCCCGUUUAGCCUACUAUGGUUAAAAACGUAUAUUUAUUGCCGUCAGCUAAUAGAUGAGACAUGACAGCUUUCCCUCCUCAAGUUAACUAGUACGCUCUCCCUCAAGAUACAUGGUUCACGUACAGACCCAUUAAACACCACCUGAAUAUUAACUAAACAAAAGCCUUUUACUGAACAAAAUAGGUAAUCAUUUGCAGAUUAAUUCUAACAGCUCUGGAUUAAAACAAAAUUAAUUCAAAGCUUUUAAUAAGUUCUCUACUAUGCCUUUGUAAAUAUUUAUGUAUUUUUUUUAUAUAUUGGUGUGUUCUCUCACUCCAUGCACGAAAGCACACUGCUCGCGUAUCCUGUGCAUUAGAUGUGCCAAUGUCAAAUUUCAUAACUUCUUUGGCAAAAAUAGAAAUAAAGACUUUAAACUUGCGCCUACCCUUGACUAGACAUAAGAUUUAGGUCUCAGACGUGCGCUACGCCUAGAUGGUGCAACAGGUGUAAAUUAAAGCGCAUUUUACGCCCAGACUAGUCUCACAACCGGGUGUACGCCCAGCUGGUGCAACCGGCCCCAGGAGAAAAAACACAUUACGCAUAAUGAUUGGCUUCGAGGGUAAAUUGUGAUGUAGCAGUCUCAACAAUACACUCGUUUUGCCCUGGACAAUGCUAACAUAUUCCUGUUUAUAAAACAUUUUCAAACGCAUUAUUUUCGCAAAUUACAGAAAUCGAGACCUGGCAGGGGAUGUAUACUGCUUGUGGACACCAUGCUAAUUGCUAGAAGCUAGCGGGAGGUCUGGACCGUAUUUUGGGAAAGUGAUAGAGACUCGGGGUAGGCUCGUCGGUAAGGCCUGGUCUUGGUUAGUUUGGCAAAACACUUUUAGUUUGGCAAUAAAGCAAAAGAACAUUAAACAAAAAAGAAACAAAAUACACUUUUUUUAUUUCCUUGAGACAUAAUGAUAAUGUAGGAUAUUAAUGAUGACAACAGUAUGGAGGAUAUCAGUGAAGUGACUGCUCUAUAGCUACCUGGUGGGUGGAGACCUGGGUAGUGGGGUGGUGAGCGGAAAUAUUCAAAUAGAAUGUGACGACAAGGCUAGUUACGUCACAACGGAGUUGAUUUUAAAACCGUGCAAUCUGAGACUCAAGGCAGAGGACAUUCAGAAACCAGUUUUUCACUCAAAACAGCAUGGAUGUUUUUUUUUCCACGUUUGUAUGCGUGUGGAAGCACCAGAGACACAAAAGAACACCCCAAAACCCAGAAAAAGUGAGUUUUUCAUAAUAUGGGCACUUUAAAUUUUAUUCAAAUAGUCUUUGUAUGUAAAAUUAACUGACUUAGACAUGUCUGCUUAAUGAUCUUACAAAUGUAUAGACUAUAUCAUGAAUUAGACACUGAUUUCACUUAAUUUUACUCUUGUUACUUAGUUAAAUAUUAUUUUGAGCUAGGGCUGUCACUUUUCGUUCGAAAAUCGAUUGCACAAUCGAUCGGACCAACCAAAAAAAGUUUCGAAAAUGAAAAUAGGUAAUCGAUUUUAACCAAAUAUGUACACUAUAAAUUUUAAAAGAAUGAAACAAUUAAAAAUAUAGAUGUAACAAAACUCACAAACAAGCAGAAAAAGAAAAUAAAGAAUUCCGAAAGUGCAGUAGGUGUGCGAAAGCUAGACAGAAAAUAUCCAGCAAUUUUACGCACCUAUAGUUUCACGCUUUCAAUCGCUGCAUCUAGUGUUUUGCAAAGAAAAUGGAGGACAACGUCAAUAAACCUGUGCAACACGAGAGAGCGUCGAAAUUGUGACCUUACAGGAGAUGAUGAGUUAUGACAAGGAGCCACCCUUGCGAGCUGACAGCGACCCGCUUUUGUGAUGGAAGAUUGGCAGUACGAAAUACCACCACCUUGUGCAUCUGGCAACGAAGUACCCGAGUUUUCCUGGGACAUCAGUGCGGUCGGAGUGCGUUUUCUCAACAGAUGGACAUAUAGUGAAUGGAAAGCACUCUGCUCUGGACCCCUAAAAUGUUUAUCGACUUUCCUGACCAAUAAUUUGUAAUGGCCCUAGCCUUUUUGCGCAUUUCAUUAUGCCUGCCUAGUGCCGCCUAAGUGUCGGUUAUGUUUAAUAAAAAAAAUACACAGCAUGUUCUCAACUUCAAGUAAGUCUAUUUAAAGUUUCAUUUUUGAACAGUUGUUUGAAAUGGAUCGAAUCAUUAUUUAAAAUAAUUUUUGAAUUGCCUAAAUCAUAAGCAGCCGGUUGAAGCCUGCAGUAAUGUUUUUCAUUUAUGGCAGCAGUCCACUCUGCAUAUUUUUUCGAGAAUGUAUCACUACUGUUGCUGUUUUUUAUUCUGCACAAAACUUAAUGACAAUAAAUAAGAAAUAUUGCUGACUUUGCGUUUCAGGCGCUCUCUUUACGUUUGUCUGUUAUUUGGCGUUGAAAAUGGAAACGUCUUUUUAUACAUGGAAAAUCGAUUUUACAAUCGAUUCAAUGAACACUUAUAUUAAAAAUCGAAAAUGAUUUUUUCACAAAAGUUACAGCCCUACUUUGAGCUUCUGUCCUUUACAUGGCUUAUACUUCUCUUAUAUGUUUUUGCUGUCUUUUCUCAUGCCAACAC